AUGUAUUUUGAAUGUAAUAAUCCCGUCGGUUCCGGCAAUGUGCAGGGCGCUGUGGUUUCAACCGCUUUGGCUACAAAAUACAAAUACCUUGCUCUGCUUUCGCAACCCUUGAGCCCGUGCAUCAAAGUCGAGGUGACCGGGGCUAAUGAACGUGGCUUGAGGAAAGCUUGCAAAGUCAAGGACGAAUCCGCGCAGUGGGAGUUGACGGUUAUCAUCAUGAGUUUUCAAGACUAUCAACUAGUAGAACUUGAAAAUGGAGAGAGGGAUUUUUGCUAUGGUUGUUUCGAUGGUCUCCGUGAAGUCAGGAAUUCUAAAGGUUUUGAGGAGCCUGUGAAAUACAGCGUGGAUGAAAUACAGUCUAGGCAUUUGAACAAAAGUCCUAUUGCAGUGUUCAAGCUAUCAAACAAAAACGUGAAUCCUGUAGUAUAUCCUGUUGAUUCUACUGGAGUAUAUUGUGUCUAUACCUAUCUGAGUUCGUCGGAGAAGGAUUUGGAUCUGGCGCUCAAGAUUGACUUCCAACAGUGUUACGGGAAAUUGAAUAAGUGGGAUCACUGGGAUAUGUAUCAAAAUGCCGCAAUUUCCCUGAUAUACCUGUUAAGUUUCAUCUUGUAUUUUUAUUGCAUUUCCUCGUCGCUUCAAAAGGUGUAUGAUGUCACUGAGAUGAAACUACAACAAAGAAAUAUUUCCCUUCAACAUCGCAUUUUGGUUUAUAUGCUUGGACAAUUUUCAGUGUACUUUUGGAGAACUAGACAUUUGUAUAUGUUGAACAAAAUCGGACCUGAAAAUACCAGCAUUAGCGAGGCUCUGGCAUACUAUGCUUACGAAGUUUCAAACAGUGGAUGUCUAACUUGGGGCCUGUAUAACUUGCUUCUAUUUUCAUCUGGAAACCUCUUCUUUUCAAAUCUGGAAGAUUCAAAAUAUCUUUUGUUCAUCAGGCUGUUGUCAUUGGUUACUUUUAUUUCAUUUCUUCGGGCAAUGCUUGAAAACAGACAACUCUAUGAGUGCCCAUACUGGUACGAAGAUAUGUCUGGGAGAAUGUUCGGGGUGUUACGCGUUGAGUGUCUAGUCAGUGUCAUUUGUGUUGCUUACUGGUCCAUGAAAACUUAUUCUCGCCUAUGUGCAGAGGGUAGCUCUGGUGUCCCGAACAGGUUCCUGGCAACCAUCAUCCUGGCUCUCGUACCUGCGUACUCCCGUGCUUUUGAGUGCGAGAUUAUCCCAGAUUACUUCGAGAUAUGGGCCAAUAACUGCGAUGCUUUUAACAGCUUCUUCGAUUACAGUUACGUCCUUGAAUUUAUCACCGUUGUUUUGAUAGCAUACCUAUGGGCAUCUGCCUAA
Molecule: messenger RNA, 1335 nt
Organism: Kuraishia capsulata CBS 1993
Lineage: Eukaryota; Fungi; Ascomycota; Pichiomycetes; Pichiales; Pichiaceae
Exons: 1
Coding region: 1-1335 (444 amino acids)
Source: RefSeq, a predicted model, not a curated record